This is a messenger RNA of Oreochromis aureus, 6516 nucleotides long. RefSeq names its product ankyrin repeat and SOCS box protein 12. Lineage: Eukaryota; Metazoa; Chordata; Actinopteri; Cichliformes; Cichlidae. The transcript has 4 exons. Gene Ontology annotation, molecular function: protein binding. The record is from RefSeq and is a predicted model, not a curated record. Bases 187 to 1146 code for a protein of 319 amino acids.
CACUGCACGAUUCUCAACUUGUUGCACCAGUGGAAGCAUCGGGCAUUCCUCGAGGACCUUAACUUCACGUGACUUGUGUUUUAUUGGAGCUCUGAAAGGGUUUUGACUUCUCCUGUUGGAAACACCAUCAACAAGCAACAAGGUGAGAUGAAAGGGUUUUGACUUGAACUAGCCUGGAGUCAGAGUAUGGUUCUGGGCCGAGCUGCCAACAUGAGUUUGAUGGACAUUUCUAAGAUCUUCUCCCUGCUCCAGCCGAAGGAGGAGGAUGAGGACGGCGAGCAGAGUCAGGCUCUGAACAACGCCGUGAGCGGCGACGAUGUAGCUCUGCUCUCAGAGCUUCUGUCUCAGGAGGAUUACAGAAAGUCUAUCAAUGCUCGAAGCGGGUGGGGGGUCCCCGUAACUCCCUUGCGCACUGCCGCGGCACUGGGACAUCUGAGGUGCCUGGAGCUACUACUGGAGCACGGUGCAGAGGUUGACAGCUUGGACGUGAAGGCCCAGACGCCUCUGUUCACAGCUGUCAGUGGGAAACAUCUGGACUGUGUAGUUGCACUGCUGAAUGCUGGAGCAGAUCCCAAUGGCAGCCAGUACAACAACUGCUCCCCGGUGCUGACCGCUGCCCGAGAGGGUGACGUCGACAUACUCAGAGAGCUGCUUCGGUUUGGAGCCGAGGUAGAUGUGAAGCCCAAAGUCCCCGAAUGGGCUUCCAACGCCACAGCGUGCAGAGGGCCCCUCUACAUCUCAGCUGUGUAUGGACACCUGGACUGCUUUAAACUGCUCCUUCUUCACGGUGCAAACCCCAACUACAACUGCACGGAUGAGAAAAUGUUGGCCAGGAUCAAACAGCCGAAGACAGUUUUGGAGGUGUGUCUCCGCUACGGCUGUGGGGUGGAGUACAUUCAGCUUCUUAUAGACUUUGGAGCAGACGUCUAUCUGCCCACACUCAUCAUUGACAAAACCACUAAGCAGAACGAAGCUCUGCUUCUGCUCCUCAAGGAGAGAGUUUGCCCCAAACCUCUGAUGUCACAGGCUCGACUGGCAAUCAGAGGAUACCUCGCUUUUGCUAACAAAGAGCCUGCAAUUGACAGCGUGGACAUUCCUCUGAUCCUGAGAAAUUACUUGAAACAUGAAACCUCAGACGUCAUGUGAUGCUUUUCUUCUUCUUCUUUUUAAAUUUUUUUUUCUUUUAUACAUUUUUUAAAUUUUUACCAGAACAAGCUAAAGGACUGUUUUACAUCCGAUUUGUUUAUAGCUGUGAAGUCAGAUGAUUUUCUUUCAUGUCUACGAAGCUUUUAGAAGCAAAAGGAGGGCUCCAUGUUGGAAAAUCCACUGUAUCUUUGGGAAGUGUAACAACAUCAGUGGCCACUAGAGACCACAGUAACACCAUGCAUUGUGGAUAUCCAAAGCGGAGGCUCCUCACAGGCACUAUUGUUAUUCUGAUAUUACCUCACUACAUCCACUUUGGCUCACUCCUUUACUCGGGUGACAUUACACAGACACAUGUAGUCACCUUACUUAUUUAGACAUCCAGCCACACACACACACACCCACACACACACUGUCUGCACCACAACAGGAUGUCUUAGAUCUUGCCUGAAAAACAUUCUUGCGUCUUUGGACUUCAAAACAUCAGGAAGCAGAAUGAAAAGCCUCCACUUCAGUGCCUCCAGCUGGGAGAAUAUAUUUGCAUAACGCUCAUUACUUAUUGAUUAGAGCAAUUAUUUUCAGGAUUCAAUUUUAGUGUUUAGAAGUUUGUUGAUUUUUUAAAAAAAUGUUUUCUUUUGUGUGUGUGUGAUUAGUGAUUACCACUGUGAUAUUAUUUAUCUUACAUAAUAUAUCCUGGAGUUAAUGUGUCAGCUGUUAGGAAUGAGCCCUACAAACAAACAGGAUAUGAUGUCACACGACAGGAAGGCCAGCACAAUGCUCUCACUCACAGACUGAUGCCUCGAACCCUCCCCCCCGCAGUUCUGUAGUUUUAUUUUCAACAAAAAGUACAGCUAUAUCAGAUAUGGAUUGAUUUUUUUUACAGCAAAGUACAACAUAUUCCCAGUGCUUCUGAUUACAUCAAAACAUAUAAUGUACAUACAGUUGACAUUUCCACUCUCCCAUUCACAGUUUCUGGAUUGAAUAGGCAUUAUUUUUCAGGUUUUUCAUCUCUACAACAAAUAAUCAAACUCAAAAGCCAGCAAGAAAGAAAAUGACAAAUGUUUGCAUAUGAUGACAAAGGAUUCUGUGAGUACAUUUUUCACUUGGAAAAAAAAUCCAGACACCCCCCCUCCCAAACCAAACCCUGAAACCAGAUGGUAAUAUACAAUGAAUAGUGUCCAAAUGUGGGAUGUCAGUCUUCUGUUUGUUGCCAUUGAACACCAACAUCGGCAUAUGGCUCAUUGAAGACUUUUACCCUGACUAUUCUGGAACAGCACGGGACUGCAUAACCGACUCCAAGGAGUUCCUACUGAAGAUGUUGCUAUGCUAACUGUGAGUGAACGCGCCUACUGGCUCACCCUGGACUAGAAGGAAUUACAUAAAUCUGUGCAACUUCUGAUGCAUUCAACUAACUUGGCUGCCUUGGUUAUAUGACUGGAAAGAGAAAGCGAGAAAACAGAAAAUAAUUUGCACAGAAGGCUAUCCUCUCAGCUCGGAGCGCAAGGUCAGAUUGAUAGUUCUAUAAGAAAACUCAAACCAGCGUAUAUACAUCAUCGAAACCGUGUGGCCAAAAUUGUAAUGUUUAAUACUGCUGUCAAUAAAUACAAGCGAGGAACUGCUUUGUAAUGUCAAGUCAUUGUACUUAAAAGGAACAAGAGUGUGAUAUGAACAGCUAUGAAAUACUGCGUGUCUUCAGGAUUAUGUUUAUUUUUAGCCCGUCCCAAGAGGUUUCGAAUUUAUUCAGCUCUAAAUCUAUACACAAACACCCAAGAUCAGUGCUAACUCAUAUUUGGUUCACUGUUGUCGUAGAAAAAUGAUUACCCGUUUUGCCUCUGCACAUAAUGGCAUUCCACAAAAAAAUAAAACAAACCAAAAAAAGUCAUAUAUUUAGGAAAAGAAUAUUAACCAGCAGUCUGUAGCAUAGCAGUGUGGGUUUAAAAUGAUGCUAGAGUUUAUAGUACCCAUCAUAUCUGGGCUAAGAGAACAUCAGUGCCUUUGAUUUUCCCUAUCAGCAGUUCAGUGUUUAAUUCAGGAAAAGAUGUUCCCCUCUUAUGUGUCAAUAAAUAAUAAUAAUAUUAAUAAUAGUAAUACAAAAAACAGAAGCUACAACCUGUAAUGCCAAGUGAGCAGGAGACAGGUGGACAGAGAAAAGAACUCCCUUUAGUGAGAUGGUAUGGGUACACACAAAUGAAUGGUUCCGUGUUGCCGGGGAAAAAAGAAAAAAAAAAGAAGAAGAAAAUUCAAUUGGAAGUUAAACAAAACUAAAUGAUCUCGUUAAGUGUUGCCUUAAGUCUCAUGCAAAAUAUUGGAUGCCACAAGCAUGCAAUUACCUGGUACUGAGAUCUACCGCACGCUAGAACUGGAACAACAUUCGUCUCCAACGCAAAAUACCGAUAUCCAAAUAUAUGAUCUGUUCUUUUUACAGUAUUUACAGUGUGUAGCUGAUAAAGGUAAAAUAGAUGACUCUUGAUUCAUAACUCACUUUUAAUAAUAUAGAUCGACACGCGAACCUAAGUCAACUAAUGGAAAUCUGCUUCCUACUAUAUAUUCAAAUUAAACUGUCUUUCAGCGUGUUAAACACACAAUAAAAGAAGUCGAUGCUUCUAAACAUCUGAAAUUAGAAUUAAUUUCUAAUGUGCAAUAAAACUGCUCCUAUGUAAAUGUGCGAUAAUAUAUGAAAAUGAGUUGUUUUUCAAUUUUUAAAUGGAUCUCAAUCAAACAGCACAGUAUCUACUCAUAUGGAAAAAGUGGCCUGACCUCUAAGUUUCUGUCCGAGCGGCUCUCGUGCACUGGGGAACGAGGAAUUCCCAGUGUGCAUGAGGGAAGGGGCGGGGGUUGUGGGAACAGAACGGAAGAGAGAGUGAGAGAUGCACUGAAGGGAAAAUACAUGACUAAUUCAAAUCUGCCUGUGAAACUGAAUAGAUAAUCACUAGUGGAAUGCUGGAAGGCACUGUUAGAUAGCAUCUCUCCUCUCCGCAGCAGAACGGGCCAGCAAGUAAGCAUGAUUAUUAGUGUGUGUGUGUUUGAGUGUGUGUGUGUGUUUGCCUGCAUGCUUGUAUUUGUAUGUUGGUACUGGUGGUAGUGUUAAGCAGGGAGUUGGAGGGAGCAAGGGGGGUGGGGCAGGGCGGGCCAUAGCAAGGGACCUGAGGUUACGAUAGCCUAGGAACCAUAUCUUCUUUUGCCGUACCAGCCAAGAGAACUAUCUUCCAAAACAAUCUCACUGGGAGCCAUCUCUACAGACACCAGCAGCCAACUCACCCAUUUCUCAUCUUCCUUUACUGAAACAAAACAUAAAUUACAACAUACAAAGCAAUUGUAAGGUCUGUUUUUUUCUCCAACAGGUUAUAAGGCCUAUAAGAAGGCAAACAAAUGACAUAGAACAAUAUAUAACUCUUUCAUAUCACGCUGUAGUGAAUAGUGAUAGAUAUAGAAUGAUAUAUCACAUUGCACAAGUUGUCAAACUGUAUAUGUACUGUCCAUCUGGUGAUAUAAUUCAACACAAAAUGUACUCCUGUGUCUGAGGUCAAAACGUGGUCACAAACCGUGGACAGAUGUUUCACUUACAUUCCAAGUGUGGGAAAAAAAGAAUACGUCUUCAUGAUGCAUGUAAAAUUUUCCUCUUCACUUCCUCAGAUCUUCUCUUUUACUGCUGAAGGACUCUAUGAUGCUAGGAUCUCUCGCAGACCACGGCUUCACGCACUUUUUUGUUGAUUAAACAAAACCAAUCUGAUCACGCCACAGUCCUUUGGAAAUCACUUAAGCAGAGCUGGAGCUAACUGCCAGAUCUGGGGGGAGGGGGGCAACGUGAGGAGGGGUGAGGCAGAAAGCAGAGGUUUGGAGCUGGAGUCUAUAGAGAUGUAUGAAUGUGUCAGAGGAAACCUGCAUGCUACAGAUUAAAUCCGCCUUUCUAUCUCCGUAUACGGCAUCGGCUUGCACUGCUGCAGUCGACUUUUUUGUUUCCCCAGUUAGUUUUGGUCCACUUCACAAAUCAUUAUCACUUUUUUAGACACCCCCCGCCCCCUUGAAUACUGGAUGGGCUUCUUAUUUAUUGGUCACACUGACAUGUUGAUAUUUGUAUCACUCAUACUCAAAACGGGAGUACGUGCUGUGCUUUUUUACAGUGGGAGUGACACAAAAUAAUUAACCGAAGUCUUUUCUUUGACAGCUGACAUGUUAUUCUUUUGGCCAAUGCAUCACAACUUCACUUUCACCGCUCGUUUUCUGGAGGUAGGCUGUGCUUUUUUUUCUCUUUUCCACCCAGUGAGGUGCCAGCACAGUGCUACAGGGGUGGUCUCUAGGGAGGGCGGGGUGGGAGAGGGGCUGUGGCACAAGGCAGGCGGACCGUAGCCAGCCUAUCUCCUGCUCCCAGCUGCUUCAUCUAAGCUCACCGCCAAAUCCAGUGCGUGCACACACCCCCUCAGCGCGAUCGGACAUGAAUACCCUGUCACGAGUGGUUGGUGAACGGAUGUAAAUAUACUAUUGAUGUUCCGCCUAUUGAUUUGUUCCCUGACCCAUCAUCACAUCACGGCCAAUGGCAGGUUUCCAAAAGAGUGAAACUCUUCCUCUGAGAGCCACUGACUCACAGAGGCAGAGCAGGUGGAUAGAGAGAUAGAGAGGACGAGUGGGAUGCGGAGAAGGAAGGGAACACCUAAUGUCAGACUGUGAACAGAGAGAGAGGGGGGGGGCUAUUAUAUGCAAGCAGCUACAGAGAAGAGAAUGAAGCUCUGAGCACGAGGAGGAGGUCCAGACGCAGACAUCAGCACCGCAGAGAUGACUCGAUGGGUGCGUGAUCGGUGGCAGGAUGGAGCUAACUCAGAGGUGAGGUUGACAGCCGAGCUUGGCAGGUCCUUCACACGCCGCAGCGAUCGGCUGACGUCGUCAUCUCACAUUCAGAAGAAUGCAUCAAACAAUCUCACAUAGCAGCACAGCAAGAUCUCAGCUUUUUUUUUGUUGUUUUUUGUUUUGGUCACAAUCAUACUACUGGGAAUGACUUGGCUUGGCCUCGUGUUUCUUUCCAGAAGAUGGAUUGAAAAUGAACUCAUGUAACAAUCUCGAUGACUUCAGGACAUUCAGAUGGCGUGAUUAUCCAGAAAGGGGGGAAGAGUUCGUGACAGUUGACUCAGCCGGAGAAGCAUGAUAACUAAGAAUGUUACUAACAUAUAUGAACUGUAAAGUUGUGUUUAUUUUUUUAUACGUUUUUUCUUUGUUUUAAAUCCAAGUCUUCAGUCCUCUCGCAGCUUCCAAUCUCACUCUAUAUUAACAUUGGUCCUUAACUUCAAAGUCUCGUGUUUGUGUGUUUUUUUUGUAUUUUUCUUCAUCAUGGGGGGGAGGGGGGACAUGAUCAUCCAGUGUUUAGUGCUUCUAAGAAAAAUA